Lactuca saligna is the source of this 1608-nucleotide messenger RNA. NCBI's taxonomy places the organism in Eukaryota, Viridiplantae, Streptophyta, Magnoliopsida, Asterales, Asteraceae. The record is from the annotation of a GenBank genome assembly.
AUGGAGGUUGACAAGGAACAACAUGAGGAUAUCCCUGACUAUAAUACAGAAUAUGAGCUACAUGAUGGAAACCAAGAAUUAGAUUCGCCUACAGAGAAUGGUGAAAAUAAAGACAUUCACUACAAUAGCCAAUCAGAUUCGGAAGAAGAAAUCCACAAAACAGUUCCUUCAAAUUCAGAUAGGAAGAGGGGCAUGAUUCGAUUGCCAAAACUGAACACUGAAUAUGUCAACUCUGGUGAAAAAAAACGUGUCAGGUUUGAUGAAUUUGGUAAGUUUACAGGGAAGAAUAAUCCAGUCUUUGUUAGCUAUUUGGGUGAUCUUUUCCGCGAGAUGGUGGGAUUAAGUGCUCUUUGCUGGAAAAAAGUUAAACCGGAAAUGAAGGACAAACUAUGGGAAGAGAUAACACGCUAUUUUGAGGUUCAUGAAAGUGGAAAACAAUUUGUGAUGAAUAGACUUGGUAUUCUUCUACGGAAUUUCAGAAGAAAGUUGUAUGCAGAUUACAUCAAACCACAUCUAGGCGAUACCGAUAUGCUUGAAAAAAUCCCAGUUCGUCAUCGUGCACAAAUCACAGAACAAGAUUAUUGGAACAAAUUUGUGACUUAUACACAAUCUCAAGAGUUUAAUAAUGUGUCACAAAGGAGUAUCAAAGCGAGAAAGAUGUCAAAGUAUGAUCAUCGGAUCGGACGAGGGGGGUAUACAACUCUUAGGAGGAAGUUGAUUGAAGAGAAUGUAAUUUCGAAGGAGGAAAUUCCCCCAAGGUCAGUUAUGUGGUGUAAAGGGCGUGAAAGUAAAGGAGAAUUUAAGGAUGAAGAUGUUAAAAUCAUGGCUGAUAAACUAAUGGAACAUGAGAAGCAGAUAACAGAAGGACAAGUAAAUGUUGAACCAGGAAUAGAUGCCAUGAACUUAGUUUUUGGAAAGGAAAAGGGUGGAUUUUUAAAGGGUGUCAGCACGAGAGUCACUUACAACAAAUAUUUUAAUGUUCCUCGCAGCAAACGAUCAUCUAAGGAAGAAAUUAAAGAUCUUAAAGUUGCACUGCAUAAUGGAAAACAUGAGCUUGAGAAAAAAGAUGUUGAACUAAAGGCUUUGUCUACAAAGGUUAAUGAACAAGAUCAAACACUAAAGCUAGUUUUGGCUCAUCUUAAUGCAAAAGGAGCUGACUUUCCAAAUCUGUCACAUACAAUUGGUAUUUCAAGUGAGAAGAUUGUACAGAGUAAUGAAACAUCUCCUGUUAUUCCAAAACCCAACAAAAAACCUGUUCAAACAAAAUCUGCAACUGCAGCACCCGAUGCAAAAUUGAUUUCCAUGAAAUCUGCAACAAUAGCAAAUACAAAAACCACCAACAAAACUGUUGAGUCUAAGGCUACCACUAUCAAUCAAAAUAUACCAAAAGUUUCACCAAAUAAUCCCAUUCACCAGGCAAUCAAGUGUAGUAUAUCAUAUCCAUAUAAAAGGAACAUCGUUGCCCGCGGUACCAUUCACUUAUCAUCAGAAAGACAAUUCAUUCAUGGAGUUCCUCUACAAGAUGAUUGCUAUAAAGUUUCCAUUGAUGAAGUGGUUGUAAAAACUGCAUUUCUACCCCCAUCAAACUGGAGAAUUCAAAUUAGUUGA